AUGGGGUCGCUGGAACGGAAGCGGAUUGCUAUCGUCGGCAGUGGUUGUGCAGGGCUGGGGGCGGCAUGGGCACUCAACAACACCGACUAUGAAAUACACAUCUUCGAAAAAUCGAGCAAACUUGGAGGCCAUACGAAUACUCAAUCCUUCCGGGGCCGCAACGAUGAGACGAUUCAAGUGGAUACCGGCUUCAUUGUCAUGAAUACUGCAACCUAUCCUAAUUUCAUUCGCUUUCUCCAGCAUGUCGGAGUCGAUCCUGUCAAUACUGAAAUGACCUUUGGUGUCUCAAGAGAUCAUGGCGCUUUUGAAUGGUCCGGAGAGACUCGUGGUAUCUUUGCUCAAAGGCGGAAUCUUUUCAGACCAAGGCACUGGCGCAUGAUAUACGACAUAGUUCGCUUCAAUCAAUACGCCCUCGAUCUUCUCAGCGAGCCAGAGGAUGCUUUCGACGGGACUCGCUCGUCAUCGACUUAUGGCGGAACGCAUGCUAUCGACAUGAGUAUUGGUGAAUACCUCGAUAAGUACGGAUAUUCACAAUCUUUCCGAGACGACUACCUCAUUCCGAUGACGGCUGCAGUAUGGAGCACGUCCCCCGACAAAGCCAGUCUGGAAUUUCCAGCAAGAACGCUGAUACGAUUCAUGUGGAAUCAUCAUUUACUUUCGACACUCGCAGAACGGCCGGCCUGGAUGACGAUACCUGGCGGCUCACAGCGCUACAUCGAUGCGAUCGUCAAACAGUUUCCAAAGGAUCGACUGCACAUUCAUCCUUCGUGUGAGGUAGCGAAUGUGGUAAGGCCUGAGCCAGGCGCGAAAGGCUUGGUGACAUUAUCAUGGAUAGACGGAGCAUCAGGACGUAUCGACGGCGAUGCAUUCGACCAUGUGAUACUUGGCUGCCAUGGGGAUGAAGUGCUCCCACUGCUGUCGAAACAUGGAGCGCGCAACAAUCUGGAGUUCGAUAUCUUCUCGACCUUCAAAACAACCGAGAACAUUUGCUACUUGCACUCCGACCUAGCUCUGAUGCCUACGCGAAGGAAAGUGUGGACAAGCUGGAAUUACCUCGUUCAGUCCCAACCCUCAAAGCUCUCUCACCCGGCCGGAGUCACUCUGACAUACUGCAUGAACAUUCUGCAACAUUUUCCAGAAGAGCACCAUGGCCCAGUACUGGUGACAAUGAACCCACAGUCGAGUCCUGAUCCCACGAAAGUGCAAGGAAAAUUCACGUAUCAACACCCACUGUACACUGCCGACGCUGUACGUGCUCAGAAGCGCCUUGAAAGCAUACAAAAUACCAGAGGUGUCAGCUAUUGUGGAGCGUGGACCAAGUAUGGCUUUCACGAGGAUGGCUUCAGUAGCGGCGUCCGCGUUGCGAUUGAGUAUCUCGGAGCUGAGCUUCCUUUCGAGUUUGUAGACUCCACCUACAGCAGAGGCCAAGCUCCGAGACUCAUCUGGAAAGACUACCUCCUAAGACUGGUCCUCAUGGUCAUGCUGAGUUGCAUACGAUCUUUGGAGUGGUUUGUCCAUUUGCCUAUCAUUGCAUCCCUGGUGGGAGUUAGUGGUGUCUUUCUCUCCCGCUUGCUCGACCUCGGCGAGUAUCUCGGUCUAUUGUAA
This is a messenger RNA of Pseudocercospora fijiensis CIRAD86, 1605 nucleotides long. RefSeq lists its product as uncharacterized. The coding region runs from base 1 to 1605 and encodes 534 amino acids. Lineage: Eukaryota; Fungi; Ascomycota; Dothideomycetes; Mycosphaerellales; Mycosphaerellaceae. The transcript is spliced from 2 exons. The record is from RefSeq and is a predicted model, not a curated record. Gene Ontology annotation, molecular function: oxidoreductase activity.